Molecule: messenger RNA, 660 nt
Organism: Rosa chinensis
Lineage: Eukaryota; Viridiplantae; Streptophyta; Magnoliopsida; Rosales; Rosaceae
Product: putative methyltransferase C9orf114 homolog
Exons: 8
Coding region: 1-660 (219 amino acids)
Source: RefSeq, a predicted model, not a curated record
AUGAGUCGACUCAGUGGCAAGACGACAUCUUCUACGCUCUCUGCACAGCAGAACCCCCUCGACUCCUCCAUCGCUCUGCGAGAGAUUAGGGUUCGAAUUGGGGCUCGCUCUUCACUUAUCCAAACCCACCUCCAAUUCAAGGCUUCUCGACCUGGUGAUAUUGAUGAGCGCGAGGUUGUUACUCCUGAUGUCAUGACCAAGUAUUUCAUAGGUGUCACACUAAAGGAAAGAUCUCCAGACGGUGUUUGGACGUUAGUUGAUGUGGGCUUGAGUAAGAAUGUCGUCGUUGAUCAAGUACUUGAUCCUGGAACAAGAGUUACAGUGGCUAUGGGAGACAGUUGGAAUUUGGAUACUGAUAUAUCACGGCAGGUUGUAUCAUCAUCCAAGCCAAGGGAAGAAGCAGGGAUGUAUUGGGGGUACAAAGUGCACUAUGCUUCCAAUAUCACUUCGGUAAUGAUUGAAUGUCCAUACGAGGGUGGCUAUGAUCAUUUGAUUGGGACCUCAGAGCAUGGUCAGAUUAUCAAUUCCUCCGAUCUCACUAUACCCACUUUCAGGUGCAAGCCUUUGCUUCCUGUAAUGCUAGAAAUUAGCUAUAAGCUCUGUGAACAGUUUUAUGAUCUUGGAAAUGCAAAGAAUGUGCGGGAGGUGUUUGACAUAUAG